Molecule: messenger RNA, 1536 nt
Organism: Oikopleura dioica
Lineage: Eukaryota; Metazoa; Chordata; Appendicularia; Copelata; Oikopleuridae
Source: the annotation of a GenBank genome assembly
AUGGCGCCACCAGAUCCAGCCCAAAUAUCGAAUCGAGGAGUUCUUUCCAGCAGCAGAAUGGAUCAUAUGAGGAGAGGACCCCCCAUCGGGCCCAAUACUUCGAUAAAGCUGGUCGAGCCCGUCUUUGACCUCGUGAAACGAUUCUCCAACCUUCCCGAGCAUCUGCAUCACGUAGAAGCGAUCACCGUGGAGAAUGUUCGCAACUCGUGGUUCCCGAUGAUGUCUGAACUUCGCAAUAGAUACCCUCAAGCCUUCAACGAGAACACCUUGAACAUUACGGGCCAUGAAGGCGUCAUCUUCGACGCACUGCGAAACAUCUGGCCCGAGCGGACUUCCUUUGACAUUGGGGAACGGUCAAUAAUCAUCGAGUUUAUUAUCCGAAGCGCAACGGAAAUCGGUGGUCGUCGGACCGUUCGUCGCAACGCUGCUCGCGCGGUCCCCGUCAACAACGGCAACGUCAGACCGAAUCCGAACGGGGAGCGACAGCCCCGUCCACUCGACUUCGAUGCGAUCGAAAAUCAGGAAAACGCCUGUCGAGAGUUCCUCUUCAGUAAAUUCAGCGGCCACCUACAUACGCUGAACGAGUUCUACCGCAACAGUAGCCGUGCGCCUUCUUUACCUCCUAUUCCCACAGAAAUGCCAGAAAGUGAAAGCAAAAGAGCGCUACGCGAAAACGGUACAGACGAACCAAGCAAUAAGAAAGUGAAAACCGACGAGAGCGAAAAAGAAUUGCGAGAAGACGAGACCUGCCAAAUCUGCUACUCAGAAAGAAAAACACACGCUUUCAUCCAUGCCGUCCAGCCAAGUACAUCGCACUUUAUCUGCUGCGAGCGGUGCGCCUACCAGUGCAACUACGCCAUUUCCGGAUGUCCACUCUGCCGCCUGCCAGUCAUCGCGGUCACCAAAAUGAAAAUUCUCCAUCUUCUUCGUCUUGGUGCCCUCGUCGCAGCUGAUAAGCGACUGGAACGCAAAGAAAUCGACUUGAGAAAACUCGACAAGGAAUAUGAAGAGGACGACGACAUGGAACUAGAGGACUUGGACAUGUUCGAUGAACGCAAGCCUAAGCAAGGGAUGGACACGCGAAAACUCGAUGGGCGGGACCACAUCACCACUUGGUCCGAGGCCAAAAAGGGACAGCAAUUGGGCAUGUACGUCAACACAGUACCCGGUCUGAGCGAGACAGAGCUGAAGAACUUGUUCGAUUUGUGGCAAAUGAACAUGAUCAACUGCUGCAACUUCGAGCUGACCUUCUUGCCGCUUGAAGAAGCGCGCAUGCUCGUGCUGCUUCCGGACGGUAAAUUCUUGCGCGACUUCGGCACUAUGCUGCGCCAAGACGAGAGGUGCCACACUUUCGUCGUGGAGAACACGCACAUGCUCUGCGCAGGACAUCCCGAGUGGGAUCCCAAGCGACCAGGCAAGAACGUCGAAGCGAUGGAGAAGUGGGACCAGUACCACAAAGACAAGAAAAUUGAAGACACAAAGAAAAAGGUCGAAGGAUGGAAGGAAAGCAUUCCUGUUAAGAAAACCGAGCUGUAA